GACGUUACAUAAAACGUACGGUGACACCGGAGCAACCGGAAGUAAACAAUGUCGCGGAGGGAAAGACCGAUAUAAGCGAAGUAUUUCUCGCAUAUCUUUCUAAAUAACAGUAUACUGCAUAUCGACAGCCCUAUCACGUGAUCUGAAACAGGUAAACAUUCUCACUACACUGCAGAGAGAAUGCCUCUACAAUGAGUUUACAACCAUGUCAGAUUAAUAACCACAGUUAAUCUAUUUCUUAUCACUUGCUAAUAAAUAAACAAUUAGACCCUCAACCUACACAGAAUCCUAAUUAAUCUCAGUCUUUACAAUAUUCUACAGAAAAUUACAGAAAUGGCCUCUAGUAGUUCUUUGAAUUGGAGUAAAAAAUUAAAUGAAAUUCCAAAAUUUACUAUUUUACAAAUUGCUGAUUAUAUAAAAGUAAGAGGAAAAAACAGGGCAUUUGAAAAAGGAUACAAUCUUUUUAUUGAAAGUUAUGUACAUGAUGCUUUUGUUUGUAAAACAGACAGUAAAUUUCUUGUCAAAGCAAAAUGUUGGUGAAGUCAGAAGAAAAAUGAAUUGCCACAUAUAUUAUCGGCAGAGAUAUGUUUAAAAGAAUCAAACGUUCUUGAUGGACAAUGCAGCUGUAUUGCUGGGUGAGUGAAAAUUAUGUACUUUUUUAAAUGAUUGAAACUUAAUUUGAUUUUUGUGUGUGAAUUAUUUUGUCUUGUAUUCCAUUAAAACUAUACUGAAGUUUUCAAACAAAUGUCACUAAAAGAAUAAUGAAUAUUAUCAAAUAAAUUCUCAUUAUAUGAUUUCAUAUAUGCUUUCAGAACCGGAGGAGUUUGCACCAUAUAAUUGCAUUGUUAUACAAUGUAAAUCACUGGAGUAGCAAGAGAAUGACAGAGAUCCCAGCAGAUAUGUCAUGUACAGAAGUGAGCCAAAUAUGGCAUAAGCCACGUGGGGACAAAAUUGAACCAGAACCAGUAAUGAAGCUCACCUUUGCCAAAGCAGCAACUGACAGACAGCUACGUAAAAGGGAACCUGUGAAAUGUUAUUUGUAUGACGGGCGUGCAAAAAAAAGUAAAGGAACUUUGGCACCAUCAAAAGAGGAGGUAGCUACUAUACAAGAAAUAGUUGGAGCACGCAACAGUAACAUUCCUAUAGUGUAUUUAACUAAAGACCACUCAACAACACACUCAACUGACACAUUAUUUGGAGAAGUUCCUACAGGUUCCCCACUCAGUUAUCAACUCCAAGACUAUCACAGCUCUAAGUCUGAAUUUUCAGCGUACAUUCUCAGCGAAGUUGAUAUUGUUUUGCAAGACAACCUUCGCUUCCCUGAUAUACCUGUACCAAAUUCAAGUCUUAACAUAGACUUAACUCAACUUGAUGAAACAAGCAAAACAUUCUUGCAAUCACUGGACGUAACUAAAGCCAGGUCUGAGGAGAUUGAACAAAUCACUAUCGAUCAGUCUCAGAAUAAACUAUGGCAUGAGAUGCGUAAAAAUAGACUUACAGCAUCAAAGUUUGGCGACGUUAUAAAUAGAAGAAGUGAACCAAGUGAAGCUUUUGUCAAAAAUUUAUUUACAUGCAAAGAUUUAUCAAGUGUAAAAUCAAUUUCACACGGCAGAGAUAAAGAAGAUACUGCACGAAAAUUGUACACUAAAAAAAUGAAAAACAAUUGUAAACAUAAUGUGUCAGUAUUUCGCACAGGACUCCUAAUAAAUCCAAGCUGUCCUUAUCUUGGAGCCUCCCCAGACGGCAAAGUUUUAGACAGGUCAUCUUAUGAUCACUUCGGGCUGUUGGAAAUUAAGUACCCAUAUAAAUAUAGAAAUACUACACCCGCGGAAGCAGCAAGAAAUACAGACUUCUGUCUUGAAAUAAGGGACGAGAAGCUGCAUUUAAAAAGGUAACAUAGUUACUUCUACCAAGUGACUGGACAGAUGGCAAUAGCCGGUGUAAAUUGGUGCGACUUUGUUGUUUUCACGAACAAAGGGCUAUUUG
This is a messenger RNA of Mercenaria mercenaria, 1986 nucleotides long. RefSeq lists its product as uncharacterized. NCBI's taxonomy places the organism in Eukaryota, Metazoa, Mollusca, Bivalvia, Venerida, Veneridae. Bases 879 to 1895 code for a protein of 338 amino acids. The transcript has a single exon. The record is from RefSeq and is a predicted model, not a curated record.